This is a messenger RNA of Auxenochlorella protothecoides, 810 nucleotides long. Its product is annotated as Signal recognition particle receptor subunit beta. The record is from RefSeq and is a predicted model, not a curated record. The transcript is spliced from 5 exons. Gene Ontology annotation, molecular function: ATP hydrolysis activity; GTP binding. Gene Ontology annotation, cellular component: Golgi apparatus. The coding region runs from base 1 to 810 and encodes 269 amino acids. Gene Ontology annotation, biological process: intracellular protein transport; protein localization to organelle; Golgi to plasma membrane protein transport. NCBI's taxonomy places the organism in Eukaryota, Viridiplantae, Chlorophyta, Trebouxiophyceae, Chlorellales, Chlorellaceae.
AUGGAGGAGGCCUGGCACUCCCUGUUUGGGUCUGGAGUACAACCCUUCCACAUCGCAUUCACCAUCUUGGCAGUCAUAGGCUUGAUAUUCAUCAUCUCGGUGGCGCGGAGUAGACCUAACGGGCGCAACAUCCUGAUCCUGGGGCCCACAGGAUCCGGGAAGACCACCCUCUUCCAUCGCCUGCAGUACGGGAGCACCCUCAAUGGGACGGUGGCCUCCAUGGAGCCUCGGGAGGUGACCACCAACCUGGCCUCCGACAAGGCAAGUGCCCGCGCCUCCAGCCCCCCUCCCGCGGAACUGCUGUCCCCGCAGAGUCCCGCUGCUCGACCUGUCAACCUGGUGGAUAUCCCAGGGCACCCGCGCGUGCGUGACACCUGGCUGGCAUGGGAGAAGUCUGCCCAGGGCAUUGUGUUCCUGGUGGACGCCGUGGACUUCCUGCCCCACAAGUCGGCCAUUGCAGAGCAGCUGUACGACGUGCUCACUCACCCGUCGGUGGUCGGGCGCAGGCUGCCCAUCCUCCUGGUCUGCAACAAGUCUGACAUGGGGGUGAAGGCCCACUCCGUGGACUUCAUUCGGAAGCGCCUGGAGAAGGAACUCGACCUGCUGCAGACCACGCGCUCGGCGCUGGAGGACGUCGGGGGCGGCCGUGCCGCUUCCACACGCCUCCUUCCGCCCGGCGCCCAGGCGUUCACGCUGGCCGCGCUGCAGGCCGCCACCGGCAUCGAGGUCGGCACCGCCAGCGCCAGCGCGCAGGAGGGCGACGGCGUGGGGCUGGUGGAGGCCUUCGUGCGGCGCUGCGCCCCAGCCUGA